Messenger RNA from Diabrotica balteata, 2705 nucleotides. The record is from the annotation of a GenBank genome assembly. NCBI's taxonomy places the organism in Eukaryota, Metazoa, Arthropoda, Insecta, Coleoptera, Chrysomelidae.
CACUUCACACUGUCAACUGUCACACGUCAGUUCAUUGGUGUUAGAUAUCCAUUAUAAAUUGUUUCGCUAAAGAUCUUCGCUAAAUACUUUCUUAAAAUUUCAAAUACAAAUAAAUCUUAAAAUGACUGACAAAGCCAAACUAGAUCUUGGGGUUUUGGAAGAGGAUGAUGAAUUUGAAGAAUUUCCCGUCGAAGAUUGGUCGGGAAAAGAAAAGGACGAUCAGGAUAUUAGUGUAUGGGAGGAUAACUGGGAAGACGAUAACGUUGAAGAUGAUUUCAACAAACAGUUAAGAGCCCAACUUGAGAAACAGAAAGCCAAGCCUCCAGCAAAAUAGAAUUCAUGUCAUCUAAUUCCAUAUAAAAAUUAUAUUUAUCUCUAGUUAAUGUGUUUGUAAUAAAAUAAUAAAAAUUUGUAUUAUUUUUUAACUAAAAUUUAGGCUUAUUACCUUUCUUACUUCCAUAAAAGGUUUCAACUGUUACCUAAUUAAAUUUUUAUCCCUAAUUAGUAUGGCUAAAUUCCAUUUAUAAUAUAGACAUGGUCAUUAGACCAUAACAAGAAAUAUGUUCACAUAAUAAUUGAUACUGUCAAUGCCACUUAAGUUAGUGAGAUGCACAAACCCAAAAUUGAAGUCUGUUUAGGGUGGAUUGGAUGGUUGUCAUCAGUCUCCUCCCAGUAGUCAGGUGCGUAACACAAAAGUGAAGUGCAGCUGUUAUUUUUCAGACUUCAUAUUAUUUUGGAUAAUUAAGUGUGUUUGUGACAAUUUCUUUAAAUGAUUGCGUUAGAAAGUAAUAGAAAGACUACUUCUGUUAUUAAUGGACAAUCUCGUGAGAUCAUAUAUAAUGUGUUUAAUUAUUUCAAAAAUUUUAACCUCGAAGCAGAUACCUUGAAAACUGUGAAAGAAACUACAGGUAAGUUUGUACAUUAAAUUGAAAACCUAACCUGACCUGAAAAAAAAUCGAGUUUUUACUUUGACUUUAUAUGUUAUUAGUCAUAUCUGCUUAAUUCAUUCUCUUUUAGUUGUAUAACAUACUUUCAUGGUUGUAUCAUAUGGCAUUCUCCUUUUUCAUGUGCUGCGCUCGAUUAUCGAGUGUUUACCAAAUUGGCUAUAGUAAUUUUGUUGACAACAGCUCGGAAAAGGGAUGCAGAGGAUCUGUUCUCUCCAUUCUCUCAGGUUUCUAAGCCAUGACAUUCUUCUUCAACCUGUCCACUCUUCUUCCGUGUACCUUGCCUUGUAUUGUUAAGUGGAGUAUAUUCUAUCUCUCUGGGUGUCGCAUAAUAUAGCAAAAAUAUUCAAGUUUGCAACGGGAUAACUUUUUAAACAAACAGGUUUGCAAAAAUUUGUGAAAUUAUAAUUAUUCUAUGUACAUCGGUCUUACUCUCGAUAAUUGAAAGACAUUUUUUAACAUACUUAAAUUAUUACACCCGUUAGCAGAUGAAUAUAUUGUGUACUGUCUUUUGGUAUGGCAGUAGAUAUAGACUUUUUUUUAUACUUACAUACUAGAUAAAAUGAAUCACUAUAGUUACUUUUACAGGAAUUUCCAUCAGAACAAUUGAAAGGAUAACAAGAGAGGCAAAAUGUUCUUUGAAAAAUACUGACAGAGUCCAGUUUGCCAGUCCUGGCAAAAAACAAGUAAGGAGAUCAAUCAUAGAUUUGCUGGAAUACCAAACAAGAGAUAUUCGCAGAAUAAUCUACGAUUUUUAUUAAACAGACAAAUAUCGGGUUAUGGUAAAAAAUUCAUAACGAUUUGGAUAUCACAAUUUCACAGACAUCUCUAAGGCGACUUCUAUGCAAAAUGCAAUUUCGUUGGAGGAAAACCGAAAAUUGCUUAUAGAAAGAAGUGAAGUACAAGCUUUGAGAAUAAAAUAUCUCAGACAAAUCAAACAUUUUCAUACUUAAAAUAGGCCAAUUGUGUAUGUUGACGAGCUUUCUUUUUGGGGGUAACCCUAGAUCAUAAACUUGCAUGGGAAACUCACGUAAAUCAUGUAUUAGCAAAGUUAAGUACAUGUAGCUAUAUAAUGCGUAAUUUAAGAGAAACUAUCUCAUUUGAUAUAUUGUGAAUGAUUUACUUUAGUGAGGACAUUCACUUACAUGAUACUAGGGGUAAAUCAAAUUUUCGACAGCCUUUCUCUAGAUUAGUUGUAUCCCAACAUGCACCUGAAUAUAUUGGAAUAAAAUGUUACAAUAAAAUAGUCAAUAUAUUAACUCUCAUUAAUUCUUCACAUAAAGGUUUUCGCCAAACUGUAUUCAUUUUCAAUGGACAACACAUUCUACAGUGUUGAUGAAUUUUGAAAUUUUUAACAUUUUUGCAAUAAUAGUUCUAAAUUUGUAUUUGUAACUUUUAUUUCUUAUUUAUUUUAUUGUAAUCACUGUUUUAUUUUAAUCAUGUGUAUUUUUAUUAUAUAUUGUACUCUUUUGUACUAAAAUUUUGACUAGUCCAAUAAGAUUUAUACAUUUUUUUUGUAAGAAUUGUGUAAACUUUGUGAUGAAUAAAUUCUAUCUAUCUAUAUAUAAGGUACUCAAUUCAGAACAUUUGACUUAUUUGUCUUUAAAUGUAUGUACUAUUUAUAAUAGCACCAAUAUACACAAUAAUACAUCACUAUUUUUUCACUUAAAAUAUGUUUUUACUUCAAAGAAAAAUUACAAAAGAAGCUUAAAAAUCUGAAAUUUUACUAAAAGAUUUACAUAUAAUCAACAUCAAAUCUUU